Molecule: messenger RNA, 495 nt
Organism: Knipowitschia caucasica
Lineage: Eukaryota; Metazoa; Chordata; Actinopteri; Gobiiformes; Gobiidae
Source: the annotation of a GenBank genome assembly
AUGGCUGCCAGGGCACUCAUGAGAGUCGUCUCUAGGUCCGUUUCAACAUGUAGGCACCGGUAUUCAACUGCAGCAGCUGUACAGACGAUACCACCUCCACACGAUGAUGUAAAGGAUAAAGUCUUCGCCAUGGCACUUGAAAAGACAGAUUUUUUCCGGGUGUCUGAGCUUUUCUCAUUAAAAGAUUUGUUCGACGCCAGAGUUCAUCUCGGCCACAAGAAAGGAUGCAGACACAGACUCAUGGAGCCCUAUCUCUAUGGAAGCCGUUUAGAUCAAGAUAUCAUUGAUCUGGACCAAACUAUGGAGCAUCUUCAACAAGCGCUCAACUUCACUGCACACAUUGCAUACAGGGGUGGUGUUAUACUUUUUUGUCAAGAAGAGCAGAUUCCUUGUUUUAAGCUGCGCAAUAGCGGGCAUAAAGUGAGUGGCUCACGAUGGCCCAAUUCUCCUCGUUGGUGUUCAUUGGAUGUAACUGGUGGCUUCAAAGAACCUUAA